Dendrobium catenatum is the source of this 913-nucleotide messenger RNA. RefSeq names its product 30S ribosomal protein 3-1, chloroplastic. Lineage: Eukaryota; Viridiplantae; Streptophyta; Magnoliopsida; Asparagales; Orchidaceae. The record is from RefSeq and is a predicted model, not a curated record. Gene Ontology annotation, molecular function: structural constituent of ribosome. The transcript has a single exon. Bases 97 to 639 code for a protein of 180 amino acids. Gene Ontology annotation, cellular component: ribosome. Gene Ontology annotation, biological process: translation.
AAGCCCGAGUUCUCUAAACGCCUUAUCCUCUACUUCUUCCAUUUGAAUCCCCUCUUCUUCCCUUCACACUCGCCGUCCCCAAAAGCAAUACCGAGCAUGGCAUCCUCCAUUUCUCUCCAAACAACUCUCCCUCUAUACACCUCGCGUUUCCGCUACAAGCCAGUCUCCAUCCCCGCUUCUCCCGUCCCCUUCCCCUUCUCCUUACACUCUUCAUAUCCUCUCUCCCUCCCCUCUUCCUCCACGACGCCUCCUUCUCCUCAACUCCGCCGCCUGCAUCUCUGCGCCGCCGCCGAAGUUCUAGGAGCCACCUCCCCUCCUACCGGCUCUCCCAACCAAGAACAAACGGAGGCGCCGAAGGAGAAGCUGAAGGUUGUGGUGAAGACGAUGGAAAAACCGAGACUCGUUCUCAAAUUCAUAUGGAUGGAGAAGAACAUCGGGCUAGGGCUGGACCAGAUGAUCCCCGGCCAUGGCUGCGUGCCGCUGAGCCCCUAUUACUUCUGGCCCAGGAAGGACGCGUGGGAAGAGCUCAAGACUAAGCUGGAAGAGAAGCCAUGGAUUUCUCAGAAGCGCAUGAUUAUACUUCUUAACCAGGCUACGGAUAUCAUCAAUCUCUGGCAACAGGCUGGAGGAAACCUAUGAUUUGAUUCUUCUUUGCUUGGUGUUUGUUUCCCGUACUUGAUUUGGAGAGUUUGAUCUUGUCUGUAUACUGUUCGACAGAAUGCUCCAGUGAGGAUGCCUUUGGUUUUUCUUGUCAUGUUUGAGAUCUUGCCUUUCUAUCUGAAUCUGUUUGUUGGCAUCAAAGACAUUUGUAUUUUUAUUUUGUUUUUCUUAUCUGAGAAAAAAAUGCUUCUUUCAUGAAUGUGAUAUGCAGGGAAAGUUAUAUUCAUAUGCAAAAAAGCUCCAUUGUUGGCAA